This is a messenger RNA of Emiliania huxleyi CCMP1516, 1175 nucleotides long. RefSeq lists its product as hypothetical. Gene Ontology annotation, cellular component: Golgi apparatus. The transcript has 6 exons. The record is from RefSeq and is a predicted model, not a curated record. The coding region runs from base 87 to 1037 and encodes 316 amino acids. Lineage: Eukaryota; Haptophyta; Isochrysidales; Noelaerhabdaceae. Gene Ontology annotation, molecular function: antiporter activity.
UUCCUAUCUCUCUUCGCAGUCCCUCUCCAAUUCUCGCUGCAACGCUCGUUGUUGCGCAGCACAUCGACUCGAUUUCAAAAGCACGCAUGGAGGCCGCGGUGGUCGUCUACUUGCUGCUGUGGUACGUCGGCAACUACUACUUCAACAUCUUCAACAAGGCAGCGGGAAUCGCGAGCGGUGGCGCGGCCUUUGCAUUCACGCUCGCGUCGCUGCAGCUCGUCAUCGGUUCCGGUUGGGUGGUGUCGCUCUGGGUGCUGGGCCUGCGACAGCGCCCGGCCCUCUCUGCCAGCCAGGCGCUGCGGCUGCUCCCGCUCGGACUCGUCACCGCCGUCGCGCACGGCAGCGCGAUAUACGCCAACCUCGCCGGCAGCCUCUCCUUCUCGCAAAUCGUCAAGGCGGGCGAGCCGGCCUUCGCCGCGGCCGUCGGCUACGGCGUCUAUCGCAACGGCGUCUCGUGGCGCAAGCUCUUGUGCCUCGUGCCGGUGAUCGGAGGCAUCGCCAUCGCCUCUGCCACCGAACUCGACUACACACUCGCCUCGUUCGCCGCCGUCAGCCUCGCCAACCUCGCGGCCGCCUUCCGCGGCUGCGAGAACAAGCGCGUGAUGGCGGGAGAGCUGCAGUCGGCGCUCGGCGGCGAGGGGAACGCGUACGGCGUGACGACGCUCUGGGCCGCCCUGCUCCUGCUGCCCGCGAUCUUCGCCACGGGCGAGUACGAGAGGCGGAGCGAGUUUGUCGCGCUGUGGCGCGCGGACGGGGGGGAGGGCGGCGGCUUGCGCUUCAACGCCGUGCUCUCGGGGCUCCUCUUCUACCUCUACAACGAGGUCUCGACGCGAGCGCUGCGGCAUCUCUCCGGCGUCGGCCAUUCGGUCGCCAACACGGCGAAGCGCGCCGUCGUCAUCGUCGGCUCCGCCGUCGCGUUUGGCGAGCAGAUGGACCGGCCAAAGGCGGUCGGGUGCGCCAUCGCCAUCGCCGGCACUUUUCUCUACGCCAUUGCCGAUGACAUCCCGCGGCUGGGAGGGGGCACAAAGAGGGACUGACGGCUUGCGCGGCAGCGGGCAGGCACAGCCAGCGCUGGCUGCGACAGCUCUCCGUCAGGGCGGCGCGGUCUGCGGGGAGAGAGACCAGAGAGCCUCGGCGCAUGUCCACAGUCCGCACACGAGAAGAGAAGACAAAAA